AUUUUUACGGUCAACAACAAAAUCCAGAGAUAAUGAACCCCUCCGUAAUCCCUAUACGGUAUACCUAUCUAUUUAAGUGGGUAAAGUAAAGCUGAAGCCUAAAAUUAAAGCCAAGCAGAGUGUUUACUAGUUACCACCUCUAAACGAGCCCUCUCUAAAAAAGAAAAAAAAAAAAAAAAAAAAACCAUUUCAUUUCUUUUCAAUCUUAUUUCAGCAAUUGAGGUUUGUUUCUCUUUCCUAGCAACUAUCUGCAGCACAGGUAUUGGAACAAUAAUUUUAAAUACAAUUUGGUAUAUAGUAAAUUGGGUGCCUCAAUCUGUUAACGGUAAUCCGUUUGCCUUUGUUUUCUAUUUGGAUUUGCUCUGAUGGCGACCUGUAUGUCGCCUUCUUAUACAUUGUCUGAUACUCGGACCCCAAUGGCGGUACUAACUGUUCUUGGAGGGAGAGUGUCAAUGGAAAGUCACUUGGGGAGAGUAUGCUCCCUCAAAGUGUUGGACGAGAAGAAUGGAUUUUGGGGUUCUGGCCAAAAGAUUGCUUCAAAUUUGCUUCACGUUAGAUGUUCGGCAAACUCUCACAGUGUCAACCAAUAUCACAGUAAAGACCCAUUUCUGAAUCUACACCCUGAAAUUUCCAUGCUUAGAGGUGAGGGAAACACCACAUUGACUAAUCCAAGAAAGGAUACUUCAAGUGGGAUUGCUACUGAGGACUUGAGAGAUUCCUCAAGAUCAAGCAACUACAAUGAAGCGAAAAUCAAAGUCAUUGGUGUUGGAGGUGGCGGGUCAAAUGCAGUUAAUCGAAUGAUAGAGAGUUCAAUGAAGGGUGUGGAGUUCUGGAUUGUUAACACUGAUGUUCAAGCCAUGAGAAUGUCGCCUGUUAUUACCGAUCACAGGUUGCAAAUUGGUCAAGAACUAACCAGAGGACUGGGUGCUGGGGGGAACCCAGAUAUUGGCAUGAAUGCUGCCAAGGAAAGCAGAGAGGCGAUAGAAGAGGCAGUUUAUGGUGCAGACAUGGUCUUUGUGACUGCUGGAAUGGGUGGAGGAACUGGCACUGGUGGUGCCCCUGUAAUUGCAGGGGUUGCGAAAUCAAUGGGUAUCUUGACUGUUGGUAUUGUCACAACUCCUUUCUCUUUCGAAGGACGUAGGAGGGCAGUCCAAGCCCAGGAAGGAAUUGCAGCUUUGAGAGACAACGUUGACACACUUAUUGUCAUUCCAAAUGACAAACUAUUGACUGCAGUUUCUCCUUCUACCCCAGUAACAGAAGCAUUCAACCUAGCUGAUGAUAUUCUUCGACAAGGCGUUCGCGGGAUCUCUGAUAUAAUUACAAUUCCUGGACUGGUGAAUGUCGAUUUUGCUGAUGUGCGAGCUAUUAUGGCAAAUGCUGGGUCUUCAUUAAUGGGGAUAGGAACUGCAACUGGGAAAACCAGGGCAAGAGAUGCUGCACUGAAUGCAAUUCAAUCACCUUUAUUAGAUAUUGGCAUUGAGAGGGCUACUGGAAUUGUGUGGAACAUAACUGGUGGUAGUGAUUUAACUUUGUUCGAGGUAAAUGCUGCGGCAGAGGUUAUCUAUGACCUCGUAGAUCCUAGUGCCAAUUUAAUAUUUGGAGCAGUCAUAGAUCCAACGCUCAGCGGUCAGAUAAGCAUAACCCUAAUUGCUACUGGAUUCAAACGCCAAGAAGAAAGUGACGGGAGAUUCCUCCAGGCAGGUCAGCUAGCACAGGGAGAUAUCACCCUUGGAAUCAACCGGCGACCUUCCUCUUUCACUGAAGGUGGUUCAGUGGAGAUCCCCGAGUUCCUGAGAAAGAAAGGGCGCUCACGCUAUCCAAGAGCUUGAAUUAUUUAUUCUACGUUUUCCCACUGUAAUAUACCUUUUCCAAGCCCAUCCAAUUCCCAUCAAACCUGACUUUGCUUUUUAGGAAACUAAAGCAUGCGUUUGUACAGGAUUUUAUUAUGUCAUCAAAUGUUCACUCUGAGAUAACACAGUGCAUGCCUUUCCUAAUAAAUAGUUGUAGUGGUGUUUUUUUGCCUUUAAUUGCUGAAGACAAUAGCAUAACUUUAUUAUUUUCCA
Molecule: messenger RNA, 2063 nt
Organism: Cornus florida
Lineage: Eukaryota; Viridiplantae; Streptophyta; Magnoliopsida; Cornales; Cornaceae
Product: cell division protein FtsZ homolog 2-1, chloroplastic-like
Exons: 8
Coding region: 366-1829 (487 amino acids)
Biological process (GO): chloroplast fission
Cellular component (GO): cytoplasm; chloroplast
Molecular function (GO): GTP binding; GTPase activity
Source: RefSeq, a predicted model, not a curated record